Molecule: messenger RNA, 555 nt
Organism: Mycena citricolor
Lineage: Eukaryota; Fungi; Basidiomycota; Agaricomycetes; Agaricales; Mycenaceae
Source: the annotation of a GenBank genome assembly
UAUUGGCGAGAUACCGGCCCUACGCUCAUUUCAACGGCCGAUACUUCGUAUUAAGUACUGUCAUUGAAAACUAGCAGUCACGCGUGACACCCCUUCUCUGCCCCUUUCAAUCCCUCUUUGACUAUGAUUGGGCUCAAGGGCACGCUCAAUAUCAUCGACAACUCGGGCGCCCUGGUCGCCGAAUGCGUGAACGUGCUCAAGCAAAAGGUCAAUAAUGGCUGGGGCUCCGUCGGGGACGAAAUCGUUGUUGUCGUCCAGCGCGCGCGCCCCGUCACUGCCGCCGCCUCAGCUUCCGUCACCGCCGUGAAGGUGCGCCGUGGGGACGUCCGGCGCGCGGUCAUCGUGCGCACGCGCAAAGCCGUGCGGCGGCCCGACGGGCGCAUGGUGCGCUUCGACGACAAUGCUGCGGUACUACUUAACAACAAGCGCGAGAUGCUGGGCACUCGAAUUGGUGGGGUGGUCAGCGCGGAUCUGCGUAUGAAGGGCUGGGGCAAGAUCGCGAGUCUGGCACCCAAGAUUGGCUUUGCCGAGGGCCUUAUGAUUCCUGCGUCCUAG